AAACAAAACAAAAUUAAAAAAUUUGUUGCUUAAAUUAAAAUGUACACCGUUAAGAAGUGUUGUUGCUUUCCGCUAAAAAAAGGAGUACUUGCUAUAGCCAUUAUCGAAAUUAUACUUGGAUUGCUUGAAUGCGUUUAUAAUGCUUUUACUAUCAAACUGGAAUGGCCCACAUGUACUGUAUUUGGUGUAUGGAUUAUUCAUUUUAUUGGAUGCAUACUUCUAAUAGUUUCAAUAUGGGUGCAAAAAAGUCCACUACCAAUUUGGUAUCUGGUAACUAAUAUUAUUCGCAUGUUAGCCUAUAUAGCAGUAGUGGUAUGGGGAUUUUUUGCUGGACAAAUACUCAAUUCUGUAGGAUUGAUCAUCGCAAUCUUUCUUUUCAUUUACUUUUGGAUCUGUGUAUUUUCUUGGUUUAUGGAACUGCGGGACCUUGAAAGUUAGAGCUGCAAGUAUCCCGAAUCAAUGAAUAUGUUUAUUAAAAUUUGUCGUGCAAACCUCCAUUUUACUACUUGGUCUUAGAUCUCCAAAAACUAAAAUUUUAUAACUGAAAAUGAACCUCUAUCAUACAAUUUCGAUAAAGAUAUUUAAGACAAACAUUUGAGUCAUAUUUUGUCUAAACUGAAAAUAAAUUAGUUCAAUAGUAAAACUAAUUAUUUUGUAAUCUUCUAUU
Drosophila innubila is the source of this 667-nucleotide messenger RNA. RefSeq lists its product as uncharacterized. Bases 40 to 438 code for a protein of 132 amino acids. The transcript has 4 exons. NCBI's taxonomy places the organism in Eukaryota, Metazoa, Arthropoda, Insecta, Diptera, Drosophilidae. The record is from RefSeq and is a predicted model, not a curated record.